AUGUGUUUAGAUGGUAAUAUAAUAAUAAAUAGAUUACUGUCAACAGAUCUUACAUAUGUACUUGAUACACUGAGUCAACUAUUGGAAAAUCCUAGUUAUGGGAUAUCGUCUCAACUCAAAAGUUACCUAUUAGCCUCUCCAUCAUGUAGUGAGAUAUUGAAUAUAUGGUCAAGGAAUAUAUAUGAAACUACCACUACGGUAAAGAAAAGUUGUUCAGAGGUUAUUAAUGGGACAAUGCAUGUAGAGACUUUGGAAAGAUUAGUUAUAAUUAGAGUCUUGACUAUAUUAUCAGUAAUUUUGGAAUACCCAAAACUCUCAAAUACCUCUCAUUUAGAUGAUGAAGGAAAUAAGUAUGCUUUUUUAUAUUCUCAGCGUCUAGCUUCAACUAUAAUUAAUCAGUAUUUGGUUUACAUAUAUCGCCAUUUAAGUUCGGCUUCAAGAAAGAUUAUUGGGUGCAGUUUUAGACUACUUUCAGCACUUGUAAAUACUAGUACAAAACAUGCUCAAGAUAUAUUGUCUGACUUUAACUUUGCUCUUCCACAUAUCCAGUCAAUAGAUAGCUUAUUUGAUAAAUUUACUGAGAAAAAAGUUUAUGAGAUAUCUAAGGCUCAAGAUGAUCAAGUAGAAAUUUUAGACAAUCACAUGAAUAUUAACAAGUAUAAUGAGGAUUUUUCAUUGGUAGACAGAAUGUUUAAUAUAAUAGAAGUUGAAAGAACUAAUCCAAGAAUAAGGAUCCAAUUUUUACGCUUUGUGCUAUCAUUUAUAAAGAUCUCCGUUUACAAGAAAAAACCAUCUGAAUGGAAUAAUAAUAUAAUAAUUGAUUUUAUGCAUAUUAAGAAUUUUGGGAAUAGAAUAUUUAAAAAUAUGAUUUUUUAUGAUAAAAUUGAAGAUAUUGGGGCUAUUUUCAUUGUUUUUUUUGAAACUGUGUUGAGAAAUUCAAGCAUUGCUACACACUUGAAAAGAUCAUUUCUAAAUAUGACAAUACUAAAUAAUAUCACCUAUACAAUGAUAAAUAUAUCAAAAAGUGUACCUGUUGAAAAACAGCUUGAAUUAGUUAUCAAUGAGGAACAAUUAAUAAUAGAUUCUGCAGAUGCAGACUUUAACAAGAUCUCAUAUUCAAGAUUAGAGAUAUUAAGAAUAAUAGGAAAUAUGACGGAAUUUAUAGCAUGUUUACAUGCUGAGAGAAGAUCAACUUCUCAAUUAAAUAAUUUAAUUAUUUUAUGGCUUCAAAAUAUAAAGCCGAUAACUAAUCCAAUUUUCUCGCAAUUAGUCGUCAGUGUUUUUCGAAGAUUAUCGGUUCUAGAUCAGAUACAGUACUUAAAAGAGCUUCAGGUUCCCUUCAACCUAGAGAAUUCAUUACGUUGGAUACUAACUUGUGGAUUUUUGUCUUACUUGCUGGUUCCACCAGAGGAUUUAGAGUUGAAAGAGAGUUUUUUGAACCACAACUUAUACAUUAAAGAUUUUAAUAGAUUAUCAGCCAUUAGUUCAAAAGAUGCUGAUGAACUUGAAAUACAUGUGAGUAAAUAUAUAAAGUCUAGGUUGUUUAGUGAUAUUAAGAAUGAAAAAGAUACUAAAAAUAAAGUUAACUUAACAUAUGAAGACAUAUGUACUUGGAUUUGUCCUCCUACUAUUCAGAAAGCUAUUUUAAACUUAGCAAUUUUAAAUACACCUGAAAAGGGUAAUAUCUUUAUUAAUAUAGCUUCUGCUUCACUUAUAAUGAUUAUUACAAGACGUUUAGGUUUAAUGAAUACUAUUAUUGAGACAUGUGAUAUUGGUAUAGAAAAUAGUGAAAAUAUAGAUACUUUCGAACAUUUACGUGAUACUAAAUUUCAGCUUAUUGAAGAUUUAAGAUACCAAAUAAAUUAUCAUUGUAUUCCAGAAAUGAAUACUAUGAUUAAUAUGCUUAGAAAUAUAGCUUCAGCUAAUGCUGAGAGUUAUGAAAGUGUCUUUAGUUGGUUCUUAAAAGGACUUAACCAAUACAAGAACCAGUUUACUCUUGCAAAUAAUGACACUAAUGAGGUGGAAGAUAUUGAUGAUGGUGUAUUCAUCAAUAUUAAAUAUGACAAAACAUAUUCCAGAGAUUUAAUGCAGGGAUCUAAGACAGAUUCACACAGAAAUUUAAACUCUGAAGAAUAUUCAGGGGCAGAACAAGAAAUUCACCUUUCAAUAUCUCAUUAUAUAUUAAGAGCAAUUCCAAAAAUGAAGUUACUUCGACAAAAUAAAGAACUGUGUAUUAUUGAUUUUUGUCCUCAUUGCAUUAAACUUAAAUGUAAUAGCUAUGAAUUACAUACUGACAUACCUAAGGUAUAUCUGGUGUAUGGUAUAAUGUUAAUUAUUGUUGAAUGCAUACACUCAAUAUUGCAUUCUGUUGGAAUAGAUCUUCUUUUAAGUACUGGAUGCCGUUUCGAUUGGACAAAGUUACUCACAGAUUCUAUGUUCACAUCAUUUUGGUUUAAUGACAUACUAAUUAAAUCCUUAGAGGACUCCCAAAUAAAUAUUUUGAUAAAUUCUUUGGUUGAUUUAAUACUGGACUGUUUUGGAGGAAAAUAUCAACUAAGAACAAAGGGAAAGUGGAGUAAACCUUUAAUGAACUUUUUGGAUUACUUAGUAAAUUUUGCUUUACUUGAAAAUAGGAAAGCAGCUCUUUCAGAUAUAAUUCCAAUUUUAAGGGCAAAACACCAGGCAAUAUAUCAAAUGUUUUAUUCAAUCUGGGUUGAGCUAUUAUAUCUCACAAAUGUCUUUGAUAUAGAUAUAUUUUUGUGGCUUUCUUGUCUAAAUAAUACAAAAGAUAAUACUAAAGGCAUUACAAAUCAAGUUUUGUAUAUAAAAUCGUUUAAAUUCGUAAAUUCAAUGUGCAGAUAUGCAAUGAAUAACCCUUUGGAGCUGAGGGGAUUGAUAAGCGGACUAACACAAUAUCAAUUAGAUAAUAAGAAAUACAGUCAUAUUGAGGAGUGUUCUACUAGUGAAAAUAAAAUCCUAGAUAUAGGAUUUUAUAGUAUCUGCUUAUAUUUAAGUAAUAAGAAGCGAGAAAAAAAAUAUCCAAUUUUUGAUAUUCCAAAUAAUUAUGCAAAAUGCAAUUUAAGUUGCUCUGAAUUUAAUUUUGCAAAAAGCUCAGAGAAAUUACUAAAUAAUGAGGAUGAAAAUAAAUAUCAUUCGAAUAAACUAGAUAAUACUAUAAUAAAUAGAUUCAUAAUUCCUUUAGUUAAACUGAUUAUUCAAAUAAAUGGAACAAAUGAAUUCCUUCAUUCUAAAUACAUAGCUGUUCUUAGUGAAUACGAUGAAUGGGAUAAUUAUGAAGAAGCUAGACUAAAAAUUCUAAAAAAGUAUCAAAAAGGCGGACAAUUGAUCAAAUACGAAUUUUUAAGAUACUAUAUAGAGGAUAUUUGUUCCAAUAUUAUACUAAAUUUCAGCAUUUUUUCAUAUGAAUCAUGUCUUUGUAUAAUAUACAAACUCCUGACUACUUUAACAUUAUACAAACCUGAAGAAGCCUGUUUAUCUAUUCAAGUUAUAUUAAAGACCUUUGCUAAUAUUAAAAGAAUUACUUAUAGCAGAGCCAAUCACAAUUGCUUAAAGCUUCAAAAAGAAGAUUAUAAUAGUGAUUUGUAUUAUCAAUUUAAUAUAAAGAAAGUAAUAGACAACAACCUUAAAUUGCAAGAUAUUAUAUUGGCAUGGAUUGAACAAUCAUGGGAUAUAGAUAUUUCAGAUGAGUUGAUAGGCUUUAUAGAUUUGGCCGAAUAUUUUGGAUUGGAUACUAAUGGAUUUAUAAAAAAGGUCUUUGAUUUAAAUUCAAAGAGUGUUGUGGAUCUGUUAGAGUUUAUAAGGGCUAGAUUAGGAUCAACUGCAGAAAGCUGUGAGAAUGGCGAGCAUAACUCCUCUCCUUUAUCUCCUCGUCUACUUAAUAUUUUAGAGACGAUUGUAGAUUUAAUACCAACUAAGAAGCUAAUUAAAUUAUUUCGAAAUAAUCUACAUAAUAUAACAAAUCAUGAACCUAACUAUAAUUACUCAAGUGGUUUGAAAACUUUCAAUGCUAGUAUUAUUUCCUAUUUACUAAAGAAGUGGUCACAAAUAAAGUUGAAGUAUCUCAAAAUUAUUGCUGAGAUAGUUUUAUUUAUGGAUACAGAAUUUGAAUUUGGAGAUAUAUCUGGUUACAGCAAUAGGAUAUGUAUAUAUUUUCCAUUGGAUUUGUUUGCUGUUAAUAUAGAGAAUAUUGAAUUGAGCUAUUUUAUUUUAACGGAGUUUCUACCACUAUUAUACAAGAAAUUUUACUCCUUUAGAUUAUCUGUAACAAGAUUUAUUUCUCUAUACCUGUCUUACUCUACAAAAUCUUGCAAUUUGUCUGAAAAUAUAAAUGAACUGAGCACCCCAAGUUAUAUGAAAGUUUAUUCCACGUCUCAGAAAGUACUUGAUAUGGAAAUAAAACAAAUAGUUUAUUCAAUUCCUUUGACACUAGGAAUUCUCUGUUUAAAUGAUAUUUGUUGGACAAGGAUUACUCCCUUAUUAGAGUAUGAUUUUCAAGAAGACUUUAUGGAUAAACUUGUUGAAGAAUUUAGUAAUUUAUUAGAAAGGUAUCCAAAAUUAGUUAGAGUUCUUGAUUGUUUAAUAAAUCAAGGAUAUACCCCAAAAUAUGUUCUGAGUCAUUAUAAUAUACAUGAGGAGAUUAGAGAUAAAAAACAAUUAUUAGAACUGACUCAAAACUUAGAACUUGAAAGUCGAAGAAAUUCAAUGGAUAACUUUAGACCAAUACAAAUAAUUAUUAAUUCAAGAAUUAUAUUUCGCUUUAUUUUUAAACUUGCUAUCAAAAGUAUUAAAAUUUUGGAUAAUGUACCUAUUAUAUCGGAGUAUAUAUGGAUAUCUAUUUUAAUAAACUUUGAGUCAAAUACUUGCAAAUUUGAGUUUUCAAAUACUAGUGAACUAAAAAAGUUGGUUGAAAUUCUAACCACUUGUUAUAAUUGCUUACUAACAAAUUUUAGCGAGCUAGUUCAAACAUCACUGAAGAUUAUAGAGCAACAAAAAGGGAGUUCUAUGGGGGAGUUAUUAAAUAAGAUUCCACUUAGCGAGCUGAUUCAUAAAUUUCUGAUACUAAUGCCUUGCGCCUUAUAUACUCAGAUAAACCCAAUACUUCCAAUAUUAUCUAAGCUCCUUAAUAGACAGUCUGAUAUGGAGGGAAUAACCUAUAUUUUAGGUAGCAAUAGCAACAGUAUUCUUAAGUUGUUUGCUAUCAUAAAGGAACAACAUACUUUAAAUAAUAUAAACGAAAAUGAAGGUUUUCAUAGCACAUCUAGUAUAUCAGCAAGAUAUCCAAUAAGUUUUAUAGAUGCAAGUAAAUAUUUUGUGAACUUUGCAAGGAUAUUAUUAGAUAAUUAUCAAGUAAGUGAUGAAGGUGAUCUAAAUGAAAUUUUGAUUUUCUUAGAACUACAAGUCAUACUUUCCUUUUUACUAUAUAUUUCAAAACUAUAUCAACUACAAGCAAUGGACUUUAGGUUUAAAGGCCUACCAGCUUUUAUUUUACUGAAAUUAAAUCGUAUUCAGAGUAUAGCUGAAAAGAUUUACAAAUUACAAUUUAAUUAUUUUAAUAAUAUAGAGAAUUCUGGAAUAUUUAGAAGUCGAUUUAACUCAAUGGUAGAUAUGCCUCGAGAGUUCUCUGAUGAUUGCAUGAUAUUUUUAUCUGGGUCAUUCAAUUUGUUUUUAUUUGUUGAACAUAUAUUGACUCUUCAAGAUAACUGUAUAAUAAAAAAUAAAAACUUCUUUGAACCCUUUCAGGAAUCUUCUAUUUUCAACUACUUAUCUAAGAUUGCAUCUUCAAGAUUUUCUGCAAAUAUGUUUUCCAGAUCUAGUACCAAUAACUCACUUUGGAGAAAUAUUCUUAUUUACUCUGCACUUUAUAGGGCUAGGGAUACUAAAAAAAGUGUUAUAAAGCCUUUAUCUAUGCCAAACUUUAACAAUUCUCAGCUAUUACAUGAUGAAUUAAGAGAAGAUAAUUGUAGCAUCGAAGUAAACAGUCCUUUAACCAAUGAAUGGUAUCAUUCGUAUAUUUCAAGUUUAAAAAAUUUUAUAGAUGAUAGGUCUAGUCUGCAAUAUUUUGAUUGGCUAAAUCCAAGUCAGGAAAGACUCAAAUGUACAUUGAAAUCAUUUCCUUAUAAUUCUAAGCUAUUUAACUUAUCUUUUCAACAAUCAAACAGUUAUUUAGAACUUGAUUUACUUCAAAAUAACUACCUUAUAUAUGAUAUUGGUUAUGUUGUUCCUGUAAUAGUAGCUCGAUUUAGAUUAGCCUAUUCUAUAAUAAGAGAGAGAAAUCUAAGAAAGGCUCGUGAAUUAAAUUUUAAAGUGCGAAUCAAUAAUUCUGUGGAAAGAAAUAAUUUAAGAGAAUUUAUUACUGUAGAUUUCGAUAAGGGAUAUCCGGCAAGUGAAACUUUAAAGUUUUCUAAAAGUGCUGGUUUUUUAGAAGAAAAAGAUUUUGAGAUUAUAAAUAAGAGUAUUUUUGGCAAUACAAUAGAUGAAGGCUUCCAAUGGCUGAAUGACUUUUGUCAAAAUGGAUCUUUACAAAUAUUGAUUUGUGCAACUUCUUGCACUGAUAAAUAUUUAAGGUUUAUUGCAUAUAAUGGGUUGUCAUUAGUAUUUGAACUUAUAGAGUUUACCUUUAACAAAGUUAAUGAAAGAAAGAACAGACUUAAAAUGAGGAUGGAGUUAGAAAAAGACUAUGUAGAUACUCAUGAGGAAAAUAAAAGGAAUGCUAGGGAUUUAGAUGAAGAGAAUUAUAUGGAUGUUUUGGAUAAGAAAAAGAGACGAAAACUUACAAAGGGACAUAAUUUGAUAAGAUAUGGGUUUAAGGAGCUACCUCAAAUACUUGCACUUUUAAAUGCUUUUAAGGGAACAGUUAGUGGUGCAGUUAAACCUGUAGAAGAGCAAGGUAUCAAAAAAUCUCGUGAAGAACCACAGUCACUAUCAUUGAAAAUUAAUAACCAUAUUCCCAUGGUGAGGAUGUCUUCAUUUGUUACAUCAUUUCUAUCAAUGAGCAUUGAUGUUAUUUUUCUUCCAGAAUCUAGCAUGUAUAAAUUAGUAAACUAUUUUCUGCUAUCCCGUAGUUAUAUAGAUAGAUUUGACAUCCCUCUAUUUUUCAGUUUAUUUUAUCCUGAAUCCUUGGAAGAAUCGAAGACCUUUAAGAAAUUUAUAUUUGAUGUCUUAAAGUGUGGUUGUAGCAUAUUUAAAUAUCUUGAAAUAGCUAAAUAUAGCUUAAUUCAGCAAUUUGAUGGUGAAAGUGAACAGGAACAAGAUGCAUUAAAUCGCAGAUUUGUAAUCCCUCUAAUUAUAACCAGCAUUAAAUGCCUUAAUCAAUAUUCAUAUAAUGAUUAUAUUUUUACUUUAAGCAAUAUUUUGGAUAUUUUAAUUGAGCUUUCUGAUUCAGGAAUUUUUUCUAAAUGUGAAGUAGAUAUUGUUGAUAUGCCAACUUUUCUUAUAUCAUUUUGUGUUCCCGACACUUUUAGAUCCAAUUCAAAUGAAGAUGUACAAAGUUCAAAUUAUAAAUGGAAUUAUGCACAUUCUAUAGUAAUACAAAUGGUUAACCAAUACUCAAUUUUUGAUUUGAUUACACAUAUAUCAGAAAAAUUCGAGAAUUCACCGAAUUCUAAGGUUCAACAAGCAAUUAUCUCUAAGCUAGUUGAUUUGGUCUGGAAUAUUUGUCUAUCUGGAUUUAUAAACAGUGACUAUAUUUCUAAUAAAUUGAACCUGUGGACUCUGCAUCUCAAAUAUAAUUCAGAAUACAACCAACACUUACUACGCUUUCUUGGAGGCUAUCAUAACGUAUAUUGCACCUUCUACAAAGUAUUUGAGUGUAUAAAAUCAUUAAAAUUUCAUAAGCACAGACUAUCAGCAAAUUCUAUAAAUAAACUUUUACAGUGUUGGAAUCUCAGUUUGUAUGCUCUAAUUUAUACUUUAAAUAAUUUGUUUGAUGUAGAAAAUAUCGGCAUUUUUGAGACCUUGAUAAGUGAUUUCCAAUCGUUAUAUACUGAUUUUGUGAAGUGA
Messenger RNA from Cryptosporidium muris RN66, 8019 nucleotides. RefSeq lists its product as uncharacterized. Gene Ontology annotation, biological process: maturation of 5.8S rRNA from tricistronic rRNA transcript (SSU-rRNA, 5.8S rRNA, LSU-rRNA); maturation of LSU-rRNA from tricistronic rRNA transcript (SSU-rRNA, 5.8S rRNA, LSU-rRNA). The record is from RefSeq and is a predicted model, not a curated record. NCBI's taxonomy places the organism in Eukaryota, Apicomplexa, Conoidasida, Eucoccidiorida, Cryptosporidiidae. The transcript has a single exon. Gene Ontology annotation, cellular component: nucleolus. Bases 1 to 8019 code for a protein of 2672 amino acids.